Molecule: messenger RNA, 2457 nt
Organism: Scheffersomyces coipomensis
Lineage: Eukaryota; Fungi; Ascomycota; Pichiomycetes; Serinales; Debaryomycetaceae
Exons: 1
Coding region: 1-2457 (818 amino acids)
Molecular function (GO): protein binding
Source: RefSeq, a predicted model, not a curated record
AUGUCAAAGACUGAUAAUGAGAUCAUCGAACUAAUAGAAAGAGGAAAUUAUGCAUUGGCCCAAUCACAACUAUCUAAACAGAUCAAAAAGUUCCCUCAAAGAAGUUAUUAUUAUGCUUUGAAUAAUGAAAUAUUAUCCAAGAAGGGAGAAACAGAUCAAGCCAUUCAAAACAACUUAAAGUUAAUUGAAAAGAUUCCUAAUGAUAGACAAACACUUCAAACACUAUGGAAGUUCUUUGAUGAACAUGGAAUGGAAAAAGAAUCUAAUGUAAUCUUUGAAAAUUCCAUCAAGAAAUAUCCUAUUAACAGCGAGUCAAUCAUACUUGAUUGGUUCCAAAUGUCAAUAAAUAAGUUCAAUUUGAGGUUAUUUAAUAAGAUCUUCAUCAAUCUCCACAAAUCAAAUAAAGAUAAUAGAAUUUAUUCUUUUUGGCUCGCCUUUAGUUACUAUUUAUUAAUUGAAAAUCAUGAAGCCUUAAAGGUUAGUGAUAAAGAGUUAAGCUUAUUUAAACCAUUAAGUAUUAAAAUUCUCGAUGACAAUUUAAAACCAUUCAAAAAUACUCAAGAAUUAUUUGUUUAUCUUAAGCUAUUGUCAUUAUCUGAUAAAAAUGAUGAGAUUUUAACUACCCUCGAAGAGUACAAGGCAUCAUCUGUGUUUAAUUUCGAUUUAGAUUUGAAUUUAAUGUAUCUUGAGACUUUGAAUGUUACAGAAAAUUGGUCAAAAUUAAGUCAAUUUUCAGAACAUUUAUUAUUUCAAGAUAAAUUUGAUGAUUUUGAUACUUGGAAGUUAUGGAUUAAAUCAAAUUUUCAAUUGAAUACGAGUUCUACUGACUUAAUUUCGAAAAUCAAUUCAUACCAAAUUAAGAGAAAUUCUUCUAUUGCGUUGAUUCAUAUCUCAAAAACUUAUGGACUUGAUAUUUUUCAACCUAUUGCAUCGUAUUAUACAAAAUUCAAUCAUAAGCUUUGCUGUUUCUAUGAUUUAAAGGGUUAUUUGUCUGAAAUUGAUACAACAGAGUUUAUUUCAGAAGUUGAUAAUUCAACUAUUUCAAUAUUAGAAACAUCAUCUAAUUCGAUCAACGAUUUAAUUAAGCUCAUAAAUAAUCAAAAAUUCUGGUUCUUACUAUCAAAAGACUCAGAAUUAACUGAGUUUAAUUCUUUGAAUUGGAAGAUUUACAAUUUAUAUAAAGUUAAUGAAUCUAUUAGAGGUGGUGAAUUUGAUAAUAAUCCUUUAAAUGAGUUAUUAUUAAUUUCAAUUAUUGUUGACUUAUCAAACGAUUCAAGUAUUAAAAACAUUGUUAAAAACAUUUACAUUAUAAACAAUUUGUUACAAGAAGACAAAUAUAAUCAUAAACUCAAAUUAUGGCUCAUGAAGUUGUAUUCAAACUUAAAUGCUAAUGACUUAUCCUUGGAAAUUUAUCAAAGCAUGAAUAUCAAAAUGAUUCAGCAUGAGACUUUGAGUCAUUAUAUUAUUCCACUCAAUCCUUCAAAGCAACAUUUAUCAGAUCUCGUAAACAUUUAUCGAUUCUAUUUAACUUCAGAUAAAGAAAUCGAAUCUAACAUAUUUGAAGGUUUUGAAAAGGGAGUGUUUAAUAAAUUACAGAGUUUUAUAAACUUUGGUAAACGUUUGAGUAAUUCAGUCUCGAGAAAUUUUAUAAUUCUGAACAUUAUUAAACAUUCGAUAGUUUUAGGUGACACUUCUUAUAUGAAUUACUUUACAAACUUGUUAAAGAAUACUGGAGAAGCUAUAGUUCAAAAUGAUAUGAUCGAUAAUAGAGACUUUAAUUCGGAGUGGAAAUUUGGUUUAUUAGAUGCUGAUUCUAAGCAUUUGAAUCAGGAUCUACUCAACGUUCCAAUUAAUUCCCAACAAAUUAACCCUACUAUCAUUAAAUUAAAUAUAUUAAAAUAUCUUAUAAUGUUUGAAACCAAAGAUGAGAUUAUCCAAAAGUAUCUAAAACUAUACAAUAAAUUUAUUUCAAAUUAUAAACCAAAGUUAGCAUUUGAUGUUUUGUUAUCUAAGAUUAACCAUAAUAUUUUAAAAUUAUUCAAGGGUCAUAUGAAUGCAAAUGAAUUAAAUUCAGCAUUGAAUUUCAUUGUUAAGAAUUUUAAACUUGAUAAAAUGAAAUCAAGCUUAGUACCAGCAUCUUCAAUAUUGUCUUGGGAAUUGAGUCACAACUUGACUAAUCUUAUAGAAUUGAUUCAAAUUACUUCAUUAUUUUUGAAAUCAUCCAAGGGCCACAAAAGUUGGCAAGAGAUCAAGAAUUGUCUUGAUGAUGUGAUUUCCGAAUUAAAGAAGUUCAAGUUCAAGUUCAAGGAAACACAAAUCCAACAGUUGAACGAGUUAAACUCUUCUCUAGAGAUAUCAGAAUUAGAUAUUGAUGUCAGAAGUUCUGCGGUUGUUAUUAACGAUUCCAUAGUAGCUUCUGCAGACCCAUUAAUCAAAGUCAUUCAAAACCUCAAAUAA